GAUUGGAGAUGCUUACUCACAAUUACUCAUACACUUCGGAAUAUUUAGUCGUGUAGAGCCCACAUAGCUUACAUAUCAUUAUAUUAGCGUGUCUUUAAAAUAAAAACACAACUCAUCUGCAUCAUAUAUAUACAUAUAUCAAAUUCAAACGAAAAGAAAAGUUCAGUAAUAAAAACUCUCGAGCGUUUCCUAUCACGCUCAAAUAAAACUACGCGGUCAAUUAUCAUCCAAUCACCGUCAGCUACUUAACGUGUUAACUCUUAAAUCUAUUCUUUAAUUACUCGCUACACUCUGCCUUUCAUUUCCUAUCAUAUUAUAUCGUGUUGUAGACUUUAUUAUUUAUGAUAAUAAACAAACUUUCACACUUAAAAUUUUUUUUAUUAUCAGUUAUAGUUCUAGCAACACAAUACAGUGGUUCGUUAAUAAAUAAAGUUCAUUAAAAAAAAUAUAAAUUAAUAUGAAGGACAUUAAAUUGCAGCUUGAGAAAGAUGGAUAUGUUGUCCUUGAAGAUUUUUUAUCUCCUGAAGAAGCCGAUGAACUAAAAGCAUCCGGUGAAGACUUUACAAAUAAUUUACCUCCGGAAAAUAUGAGGAAAAUAUUCAAUACCAUCGAACUUCAACAGAAUAAAGAUGAGUAUUUUAUAGACAGUGCUCACAAAAUAAGUUAUUUUUUUGAAUCCGAGUCAUUAGAAGACGACGGAAAAUUAAAAGUACAUCCAAGAGUUUCUUUAAAUAAGGUAGGACAUGCACUUCAUUGGCUUAAUCCGACUUUUAAAAAAGUAACAUUUGAUGAAAGAAUAAAAGAAACGGCGUUUCAAUUAAAUUUCCAAGAGCCUGCGAUAUGCCAGUCAAUGUACAUAUAUAAGAACCCUGGCUUAGGGUCAGAAGUGAUAGCUCAUCAAGACGCGACAUACAUUUACGUAGAGCCAAUGAAACUAGUAGGCUUCUGGAUAGCUUUGGACAACGCGACCCUGGAAAACGGGUGCCUGUGGGUCGCCCCAGGUUCCCACAAGAGCGGAGUCCAUCGGCGAUACAUCAGAAAUAAAGAUUAUCCCGAAUCAUCAAAAGAGAUCUUGAUAUACGACCGCGGAGCCCCUUGUUACCCGGCCAGCAACUUCCGUGCAGUCCCAGUACGCAAAGGAUCUUGUAUUCUUCUUGACGGGCUGGUCGUCCACUACUCGAAAGCCAACAAAAGCGAUAAAUCACGACACGCGUACACUUUUCAUGUUAUUGAAACAAAGCAAACCACUUAUUCAAAAGAUAACUGGCUACAACCCCCAGCAGAUGGUUUUCCGCUUCUUUAUAAAAAUUAAUUUAUAUGUUAAUGCAUUUAUUGUUAAUUAUAAUUAUUAUUGUUUGUCAAAUAAAUAAAUAUUAUUGAUUAUUGUUA
Molecule: messenger RNA, 1389 nt
Organism: Microplitis demolitor
Lineage: Eukaryota; Metazoa; Arthropoda; Insecta; Hymenoptera; Braconidae
Gene: Phyhd1
Product: phytanoyl-CoA dioxygenase domain-containing protein 1 homolog
Exons: 5
Coding region: 458-1312 (284 amino acids)
Source: RefSeq, a predicted model, not a curated record